AUGGGCGCUUCAGAACCCAACCAGCAGGCAUUUGCUGACGAGGCCACCGAGGCGGCGCCGCAUUUAUCUAAAGCGCACAACGAUGGUGACCAGAUCCUCGAGAGCCUAGGCUAUACGCCCCAGCUACAGCGUAACCGAUCAACCCUCCAGGUCGCCUUCAUGGCCUUUGUCCUUGCCUCGAUCCCUUACGGACUUGCAACAACAUUCAACCCACCUGUCACUACUGGAGGCCCGGUGAAUAUUAUCUGGGGCUGGGUAGCCGUCUCGGCCAUGAUCAUCUGCGUCGCUGCGUCUCUUGGUGAAAUUACGAGCGUAUACCCCAUCGCGGGAGGUACUACUUCCCACUUCCUUGCCCAUAACACUCGUACUACUGCUCCGUUGCCUAGCGGCCGCGUAUCCUGCAGAUGA
Messenger RNA from Fusarium redolens, 408 nucleotides. RefSeq lists its product as uncharacterized. The record is from RefSeq and is a predicted model, not a curated record. Bases 1 to 408 code for a protein of 135 amino acids. NCBI's taxonomy places the organism in Eukaryota, Fungi, Ascomycota, Sordariomycetes, Hypocreales, Nectriaceae. Gene Ontology annotation, cellular component: membrane. Gene Ontology annotation, biological process: transmembrane transport; amino acid transport. The transcript has a single exon.